This is a messenger RNA of Linum tenue, 1545 nucleotides long. NCBI's taxonomy places the organism in Eukaryota, Viridiplantae, Streptophyta, Magnoliopsida, Malpighiales, Linaceae. The record is from the annotation of a GenBank genome assembly.
AUGGGAAUCCUCGUCGCCGGCCCGUCUGCUUGGGCGGAGCUGGAGGCAGGAUUGCUGGCGGAGAUCGCCAAGAGAAUAGCGAGACUCUCCGAUUACGCAAGUUUCGCUACGGUGUGCUCGUCGUGGAGGAACGCCGCUCUCCCCGAGGAGCGCCGCCGCCGUCCGUGGGCGCAAUUCCCGGGGCUGCUGAUAGCCGGCCGCCGCCGGGAGAGGAAACCAGGGGAUCGCUUCUUACCCGUUGCGCAGAUCAGAAACUACCUGGGCAACCAGAAAUCCCACUACAGAUUGCGGCGGGCCUUUCUACAGCCGCCGGCGGCGGCGGCGGCCGCGGAGGAGUGGGAUUGUCGAGGGACACAGGAAGGAUGGGUGGUGAUGGUCAAGCCUUACGAGGAUGGGAACAGAGCUGUGAACGUGACGCUACGAAACCCGCUCACCCACGUCGACAUUGCUCUGCCUCCUCUCCACGCCGGCGUUUCGACGGCGCCGUUUUCCUGGCGGGUUGAAAAGGCUGUGCUGUCUUCUUCCCCAGGAGCCGACUCCAGCGGCCGAUGCUACGUCUUGAUGUUCCACGAUCUGCGUGUUACUGAACUCAUUACCGUUAGGUUGGUGAGUUUGUGCGAGGUUGGAGCGGGUGAAGGACGUUGGAGAGACGUGGAGUUCACAGAAAUGCCUAUCGAUCACCAAGAUUACAGUAUCGAGCCGCCGCCGACGACGGCAGGGGGAAGCCCACCACCCGCGCUGGACGACAGGGACGCAAUUUACAUCAACGGCAACAACAACUCAAGUUACUUCUACAUACUGAACCGAGGGAUCCUGCACCUCCUGGACCCAUCCGCCGCCGAGGCGAGAACCACCGCCGUCUGCAGAAUCGAAGGGAAACUCCCCUUCCGACAAACCAAGUGGAGGGAGAGCUUCCACCUGAACCACUACUUCUACUCCGCGGAAGCAGGGUGCCACGUCGUCCCGCAUUUCCACCUGGCGAAACUCGGAGCAGGUGGAGAUGAUGAGCUGGCAGUGGCCGUCCGCCUGGUGGGGUACAGCCCGGGCCAAGGGGAGACAGGUGUCAGAAAGUUCGUCGUGUACACGUGGCGGCGGUCGGAGGAUCGGCAGGGGUACUAUUGGGAAGAAGCCGGCGACCUGGGCCGUGGCGGGGCGGCGCUGUUCGUGGGGACGUGUCAGGCUAGCGUGACCUUGCGGCUGCCUGCAGGGGUGAACGUUGCGGCGAAAAGGGACCAUAUCUAUUUUGCUCUGUUCUCCCCUGCCAAUGUUUCCGGGGUCGAGAUUGGGGAAUAUAACUACCUCCGCCGCGGCGGCGGCGGCAGUGGCGGCGAUGUUCACCUGUUCAAAUUUGGACCCUCGACGAUUGAGCCGCAGGAUUUGGCAUCAUCUUCAUCAAGCAUCGACGGGAAGUGCACGAGGAAGCGUUGUGAAGAAAUGGAUUGUACCUGCGCUGCUGCAACUAUUCAGGCCGAUGGUGAAGAGAACGAUGAGCAAUAUGCCUUUGAUACCGCUACCAAUAGAUUUGAAGCCUUGCUCACGCUCUAA